Messenger RNA from Penicillium argentinense, 2595 nucleotides. RefSeq names its product UBA/TS-N domain protein. The record is from RefSeq and is a predicted model, not a curated record. The coding region runs from base 1 to 2595 and encodes 864 amino acids. Lineage: Eukaryota; Fungi; Ascomycota; Eurotiomycetes; Eurotiales; Aspergillaceae. The transcript has 4 exons. Gene Ontology annotation, molecular function: clathrin binding. Gene Ontology annotation, cellular component: intracellular membrane-bounded organelle; cytoplasm; vesicle. Gene Ontology annotation, biological process: clathrin-dependent endocytosis; clathrin coat disassembly.
AUGGACGACCUUAACGGGCUGAGUUGGUCCAACUCCAACGGGUCAGCCAACUCGAAUGCGCCCUCUAACAAGCCGCCGCCGAUGGGCUCUGGCUUCAUGUUCCCGCAUGCCCGACCGAAUGGUUCCUCUGGCCGCUCAACCCCAAUGUCCGCCACCUCGAACCGCUCCAGUUCCCCCGCGAAGCCCGCCACAUCGACCGGAGACAGCUUCGCGAACCUCGUGUCUUUCAACUCCUCUGCGAACAACAAGAAUCUCUCCCUCAUGGAACAACAGAAGCGCAUGCAGGAAGAGAAGGCGAAGAAAGAAGCUGAGAAUCGCAAGCGAAACGAAGCGCAGAACCAUUUCUGGGAUAGUCUCGAGCAGGGCCGUACAAGCAGCCCGGCUGUACCACCGGCUUCGCAAACCAAAUCGCCAUCUGCCGAGGAUGAAGAUGAUAUUCUGGCCGCCUUCAAUGCCGCCGCGCCAGUAGACGCUUCAACGAAUUUCCCUAUUCCAAGCUCCACGUCGUCUCCGCAGAUCGAUCCCGCUUCCCGCCAAGCCACGCCCAGUAUAGGCAUCACAACGCAGGAUAACUCAAGCGGAGGGUUUUCCAAGACUAGCAAUGGUGGUGGGAUAGAUGCGUUUGACGAUGAUGAUCCAUUUGGCCUCAAUCAAUUGAGCUCGAAGCCCGCGGCUCCACCGGCCCCUGCACAAGAUGACGAUGACGACUUCCUCGGGCUGCUGGGUAAGCCUGUCUCCGAACUUCCUCGACCACAAUCCCCCAAGGAACCGUCACCGCCUCCCAGUCUUGAUAGGGGCCAGGAUGUGUCCCCUAUGCCGUCAAGCGCUGAAGACCACGCCAUUGCCCAGAUAGUUGAUAUGGGAUUCCCCGCGGAUAAAGCCCGCCAGGCUCUCCGCACAACACGGUCUGGACUUGAUGUUCCAGCAGCAUGCAGCUAUCUCUUGACGCAAGCACACGCAGACUCGGAGGCACGACAAAAGUCUCAAGGCCGACCACCUUCAAACGGCCCGUCUAGUGACCGAGAAAACCGUAAUGGUAGUCGCAACCGGGAUGGUCCGUCAUGGAUGUACGAAGGCAGGUCGCAAACUCCUCAGUCACGCCAGGACACCCGGAGCCCAGGGGCCGCAGAGAGGGACCCGGCUCAAAUGGCUUCCCAAUUCGGCAAUAACCUGUUGAAGACUGCGGGUUCUUUCUGGAAAGCAGGAACCAAAGUGGAUGAGAGAUGCAUCGUCGCCACUGCUCCAGAUAUGACCGAUGAGGCGCUUCUACUCGAAAGCGGGGAUGCACGACCACCUCGGAAGCCCGCACGUCCCACUGCACCGGAUGGAAGUGACAUGCGCCAGCCGUCUCCUUCCCAGCACCUACAACAGCCUGCUGGCAAUUUCCUCCAGAGAUCACCCCGCCCGAGCUCUACCGAACCCAAGUCCCGCGCUUCAAGAUUCGCCGCGGAGGAACAGUCAGCCCAGGCAUAUGUCAGCCCCGCUAGGCGCAGACGACUUCAGCCAUCAGCUCCAGCUCCCGAGCCCAAUGUCGAAUUGUUUGAUUCUGCUGCUCCGUCUCAACGCCCUAAACCGGCAUCGCCUGCGCCGGCAGCUCAGCCGCCAAGAUCGGCGUCUGUACCAGUUCGUCUGACAGCUCCAACGCGGUCUAUACCCCAACUCUCCCCGGAAGCCCUACAAUCUACGAAUCGUCAUCGCGAAAAAGCGGCAGAGGCAUGGAAGCGUGGAGACUUUGCUGCAGCACAUGAAAGCUAUUCCACCGCUCUCGGCAUGCUGCCUGACAAGCAUCCGAUCACAAUCAUCAUUCGCAGUAACCGUGCCAUGACCGGCCUGAAAGUGGGUGAGCCAAAGUCAACCAUUGAUGAUGCCGAUACAAUGCUGGCCGUCAUUGGCUCCUCCAAGGGUGAAGCGGAAACAAUCGAUCUCGGCAACGGCGAUGCUCCGAAGCCAAUGAGGGAUUUCUACGGCAAGGCCUUAAUGCGCAAAGCCGAGGCUCUUGAGCAACUUGAGCGAUGGAUUGAUGCUGCGCAGACAUGGAAGCUGGCCGUGGAGGCUGGACAUGGUGGAAGCACGAGUAUCCAAGGCCGCAAUCGUUGCGAGAAAGCUGCAGGAAUCAUCAAACCACCAUCCAAGCCAGCAGCACCAGCGAAAAAGAAGCCUACUCCGGCACCUAAGAAGCCCUCCGCCCUGUCAGAUCUGUCUGGUGACUCGAGCUCUGGUCAGGAUUCUGCCGCUGUUAGUCGUCUUCGAGAGGCUAACAAGGCUGCCGAGCGUGAGGACGACGAGAAGUUCGCUCUGUCUGAGAGUGUUGAUGCGAGAAUUGCAAAGUGGAGGAGUGGCAAGCAAGAUAACUUGCGUGCUUUGCUCGGUAGUCUGGAUACCGUUCUCUGGGCCGAAUCUGGGUGGAAGAAGAUCAAUCUGUCAGAGCUGGUUUUGCCGAAUAAGGUGAAGAUCCAAUAUAUGAAGGGUAUUGCAAAGGUGCACCCCGACAAGAUCCCUACUACUGCCACCACUGAGCAGCGCAUGAUUUCCAGUGCGGUUUUUGGAACAUUGAACGAGGCGUGGGACAAGUUCCGGGUUGAGAACAACCUCUGA